Molecule: messenger RNA, 3552 nt
Organism: Epinephelus moara (kelp grouper)
Lineage: Eukaryota; Metazoa; Chordata; Actinopteri; Perciformes; Serranidae
Gene: rnf175
Product: ring finger protein 175
Exons: 9
Coding region: 389-1330 (313 amino acids)
Cellular component (GO): endoplasmic reticulum membrane; Golgi membrane
Molecular function (GO): ubiquitin protein ligase activity; metal ion binding
Source: RefSeq, a predicted model, not a curated record
CUCACUGGACCUGUAGAUGUGCUCAGUGUUGUCAGUCGUGACAGAUUGUGCAUCUGAACUCGCUCCUGAGGUGCAUCGUCUGGUCACAUGAUCAAAUAGAGACUGUUAUCAUCAGCCAUCACUGCAGACAGUAAGACAUCAUGUAUUUAAAGGUUAUUUUGAUUAGUUAAUUCAUAGUUGUUAUAGUUUACGUAGAGGACAUACAGCCCCCCACCCUACAGACCCCUGUAUUCACGCCCCUGGAUUCAGUAUGUUCUCGCGGUUUUAAUUUUGAUCCUCUCGGCCUUCCGUACCUGCGCCGCCUUGGAGCAGCUGUCAGAGGAGCUGCUGUCAAAGCAGUGCUAGCUCAGCCGGCUAGCUUGCACCUUUGAGAGGGUAAAAACCAAACAUGGCGGGUGUGCACCCCCAGGACGACCUGCUGAAAAUGACACACAGAGAGAACUGGAAGGUGCAACAUGAGCGCCUGCACGUGAAGCACAGGGGUCACGAGGCCAUGCACGCAGAGAUGGUGCUGAUCCUCAUCGCCACGCUGGUGGUGGCUCAGAUCGUCCUGGUGCAGUGGAAGCAGCGGCACCACCGCUCCUACAAUCUGGUGACGCUGGUCCAGAUGUGGGUGGUUCCUCUUUACUUCACCAUCAAACUCUACUGGUGGAGGUUUCUGUCCAUGUGGGGCAUGUUCUCCGUCGUCACCAGCUACGUCAUCUUCAGAGCCACUCGCAAGCCGCUGUCCUGCAGGACGCCCAGGAUGGUGUACAAGUGGUUCCUGCUCAUCUACAAGCUGAGCUAUGCAGUGGGCGUCCUCGGCUACAUGGCCAUCAUGUUCACCAUGUUCGGCUUCAACGUCUUCUUCAGGAUCAAGGCAGAGGACUCCAUGGACGUAGGUGUGAUCAUGCUGUUUUACGGGCUUUACUACGGCGUCAUGGGACGAGACUUUGCUGAAAUCUGCUCCGACUACAUGGCUUCUACAAUUGGGUACUACAACAAAGGAGGCAUGCCCAGCAGGAGUCUGACCAACGACAUCUGCGCGGUGUGCGGACAGAGGAUCCUGGUGGACGUGGAGGAGGAAGGGUUUAUAGAAGACACCUACCAGCUCUCCUGUGGACACAUAUUCCAUGAGUUCUGCAUCCGCGGCUGGUGCAUUGUGGGAAAGAAGCAGACGUGUCCGUACUGCAACGAGAAGGUUGACUUGAAGAGGAUGAUGAACAACCCCUGGGAGAAGACACAUGUACUGUAUGGGCAGCUGCUUGAUUGGCUCAGGUACCUUGUUGCCUGGCAACCCAUCAUCAUCGGUAUCGUCCACGGGAUAAAUUUCUCCCUGGGCCUGGAAUAGACCUGAGGAACACCGCCGUAAGUACGUUCUGGAGUCAAGAAAAAAGUGCUGUAUAAACGUCAGCGCUGUGAGGACCUGACUCAGGCUGCUUCUGAAGUCUUUAGUUUCCUCAGCACAUGUUGUUUGACUGAACGCUUGCACAGUUUCCAGCAGACUGACCCAGGUGGUCUGGGUGUCUGCGUGCAGAGGACACCGCGACUCCAAAAACUGCUGCCUACUUGAACAGAAAUAUUUAAGCACAGAUCCAGUGUUCGAUCAUUUCAGAACGUUUUGACACAAGGAAGAUGGAAACGUCGCUGUCAUGCAUGUUGUUUUUAUUGUAAUAAGUCAUUGCUUUUCUUUGUACUGUAUCAUCAGAAUGCCUUUUUAAACCGUUUGUAGUUUGUUUGCACACUGCUGGCUCUGCUGACACCACUAACUAACACGACCGUCAUCUGCAGAUCAAAUUACAAAAUGGAUGGUUCUGUCCAGAAAGUUGUGGUACACAUGAUCUGUUUACAUUUCAUGUUGCUGUGUUUAUUACAGAAGUUUUAUUUGGAAUGUCUGUACUGUGAAGUCCAGUUCAGACCAAAGAUUCAUGACGAGACGAGUUAAAACAAACACCUACUGUCAACGCUCCGUUCUGUAACGUAGUAAAAACCUGCCGGCUUGAGUCGAGCUCAGACCACGAUGAGACGGCGUAUCAUCUCUAGUCAACGACUCUCUGCGCUUCUGAUCUGUAACGUCAACAGGAAGUGACCGCCAUGAGACGGCGUAUCAUCUCUAGCCAACGACUCUCUGUGCUUCUGAUCUGUAACGCUGACAGGAAGUGACCGCCAUGAGACGGCGUAUCAUCUCUAGUCUGUACUGUAAAACAGUUUUGUUUCGUCAUGAAUCUUUGGUCUGAACUGGACUUUAUGAUUUUAUUUGUAUGAAGCUGAGAUUGAUGACAACUUGUUGUAGCAGGUGGAGUCAGAAUGUCACUGUAGACUGAAUCACCAUGACGUCACGCGAACAACAACAAUCACUUCCGGGGAGACAACUGGCAGUUAAUGACAGAUAUGUGAAAUCAGCAAACUUGCUUAUUUCUGUUGUCAUUUUCAGCCGUAACUGCAACAUUUAAAGAUUUAUAGUUAAACACGGUGGUGCGUCCUCUCUGACGUUUCUGCUGCGAUUAUUUUACGUGCUGUGUUUUGCUAGCAUCACUCAGAAACCAAAUAUACCGGCACAGAAGCUUAGCAGUGUACUGCUGUGGACGAGGGCCGCAGGAAAACGCAUCAGUACAAGGAUACGCUGUAUUUGGAAUAUAUCGACUCCUCUACGAUAGGUGGAGAUAUGCCCCCUUUCAGCUUGUUAGUAUUGGACCUUUUUCCUGUUGACCUAUUACGUCACAGACCAAACAAUGGACAAACAAGUUAGCUACGGUUAGCUAGCAGCUAACUGCUACCAUGGUGGGCAACUUUACAGCUCUGUACAUUUGGUCCGUCCAAAAAGUCACGGCUCUGGAUGUAGAUUUCUCCAUGUUGUUACCGGCUUCUUCUUCUCUUACACAUUUAAUGCUAUUGGACUUCCGGGUCAAAGCCCGGGGCGGAAACUGUGGAGCAUGCUCAGAGCGCCUCGGCCAGUUUGGCUCUGAUUGACUGUAUACAUGGCUUCAGUUCAUUUCAUGUACGUUAUGCGGGCGUUUUCUUCCCGGAAGUUAUUGUCAACAAGUAUUGUGACUCGGUCUAAUAUGUUGCUGAGCAAGACAUACCAGUGCAGCUGAUCCUCCAUGAUGUAAACCAGUGUAGGAGAGAGUAAACUAUACCUUUUAAGCACAGGCGUAGGUUUCAGGGGGACGCAGGGGACACGACCUCCUCAGCAUUUACAAUGUGCUUUUGUCCCCCAGUAACAAUUACGUGUUUAUUGGCGGGGAGCUUCCAACCUCCCAUUUCAUCUGUGUCCCCUCGAAUUUUGAAACCUACGCCCUUGCCUUCAAGGACCACGUUACAAAGAUCAGACAGAAAUAGGUGAACUGUUAAUUUUGUUGUUGUACUCUCAACAUGGCGGCAUGCGCCCUGUAACUAUGGUAACCACCGUUCAGAUAUUCAGUCACUGAGGUGUGAAUGGGUUUCUAUCAAAUCCAGGAAGUUGUCGAUCUGUCGGGAGGAAAGCUUUCUUUUGCCAAAUCAAACUGACGUUGCUUUCUUAUCAACACUGCUGCUGAUAUUAACUUUGUAUUUAUUAAAUAUUUAUAAAACCAA